UUGUCUCGACUGGACAUUCACACUCAUCAGGUCAUCUGUCUAUCUAUCCAUCCAUCCUUCUGGGGAGAGAGAAGAGAGAAGAGAGAGUGAAUAUCGCCAUCUGAAACUUUGGAAAAGUUGGAAGCCUGAGAACUGACUUGAGCUGCACAUCCACUAUAACGGCAUCUUAUACGAGCUCAGAUAAUAAUUACUGAGAACGACAGGCGUAUAAGAGGAUUUGUACGUUACCUGCAUAUUCACAGAAUUUGCUUUCGGAGAUACCGGAGACAUCUGAGGACACUCGGGUCUGCGCAGCGGACCAAACCUCUCACAGCAUCACCAUGAGAUUCUUCCAUCCACUCUAUCUCCUUCUGCUGCUGCUCACAGUCCUGUUCAUCACCAGCGCCGAAAAACAAGAUUUUCUCAACCUGAGGCGGAAAUAUCGCAGACACAACUGUCCAAAGAAACGCUGUCUGCCUCUUCACUCCAGAGUGCCAUUCCCUUGAGGUUUCACAAUUACUCAACUAUCCACAACUGAUGUCUUGUCAAUGAUCUUGAAAUGAUGUCUUGUCAAGCCUUAAGAAAACCAAAGACCACUGAUGGAUGGGAAAUGAGAGAGGAGUGUCAUAUCAGACUCACUGAGGACUGUUCAUUUGCCCGUAUACUGUAACCAAGCCAUGCUAGUCACUUCUGUAAAGGAAGUGUAUUGUUUUAUGAAUGUUAAGUGAACAAGCCAUGAGGACAUCAACUGCAACCAAACAUGCUGAAAACUCAUCGCUCAAUCAGUUUGAGUUUGCCAGAACCAUUGUAAAUAGUAAGAACUGAAUGAUAUGUGUUUAUAUGUAAGUUAUGCACUUCAAAUGUUUUA
Molecule: messenger RNA, 847 nt
Organism: Onychostoma macrolepis
Lineage: Eukaryota; Metazoa; Chordata; Actinopteri; Cypriniformes; Cyprinidae
Gene: apela
Product: apelin receptor early endogenous ligand
Exons: 3
Coding region: 321-485 (54 amino acids)
Biological process (GO): apelin receptor signaling pathway; heart development
Molecular function (GO): apelin receptor binding
Source: RefSeq, a predicted model, not a curated record